CUUCGCAGUUGAGCUUCAAUCAGCCAUAACUUUACACCAUUGAACAAACAGAAUUUGCAGUUGAGCUUCCAAAAUCCACCAUUGAAGAUGAGAUCUCCAGUUGUAGAGGUUCAUUGGGAGAAAGGAGAAGUCCCCAUUGAUCUAAGAUUUGCCAUUGAAGAAGUUUCUGUUCGUCUAGAAGACCUAAAAUCCACCAUUGAAGCAGUUUCUACUGAUCAAAAAGAUCUAAAAUCUGCCAUUGAAGAAGUUUCUACUAAUCAAAAAGAUCUAAAAUCGGCCAUUGAAGGAAUUUUUACUCAUCUAAAAGAAUCCAAUCCACCAUUGAAGAUGAGCACUCCAACUGAAGAGGUUUCUAGGGAGAAAGGAGAAGUUUCCACUGAUCUAACAUCCGCCAUUGAAGAAGUUUCUACUGAUCUAAAAUCCGCCAUUGAAAAAGUUUCUAUGGAGAAAGGACAAGUAUCCUCUGAUCUAAAAUCCACUGUUGAAGAAGUUUCUAGUGAGAAAGGAGAAGUCUCCACUGAUCUAAAAUCCACUGAUGAAGAAGUUUCUAGUGAGAAAGGAGAAGUCUCCACUGAUAUAACAUCCAAUCCAUCAUUGAAGAUGAGCACUCCAACUGAAGAGGUUUCUAGGGAGAAAGAAGAAGUCUCUACUGAUCUAAAAUCCGCCAUUGAAGAAGUUUCUAGGGAGAAAGGACAAGUCUCCUCUGAUCUAAAAUCCACUGUUGAAGAAGUUUCUAGUGAGAAAGGAGAAGUCUCCACUGAUCUAACGUCCUCUAUUGAAGAAGUUGCUACACAUCUAAAAGAUUCCAAUCCACCAUUGAAGAUGAGCACUCCAACUGAAAAGGUUUCUAGGGAGAAAGGAGAAGUCUCCACUGAUCUAAAAUCCAGUCCAAUUGAAGAGGUUUGUAGGGAGAUAGGGCAAGUCUCCACUGACCUAAAAUCCACCAUUGAAGAAGUUUCUGCUCAACUAAAAGAAUCCAACUACGAGGAUUGGAUUUUAAGGUUCACUAACCUGACGCAAUUGGUCUACAAUUUUGCCGACCAGCAUUUCCCAUCAAGUAAACAACAGAAAAUCGCUGACAUCGAGCAUCAAAUUCAUUUGUGCGUCAAAGCCCUCGAUUCAGUUCCUCCAGAGAAUAGGGAAUCAAAUCGUGAACGUACAUUAUUCGAGUAUCUAAAAGGAAGGUUUUAUAAUGCGGUUCCUGGUGUUUAUAAGAAGGAAGCAGAGUCUCAUCUACAGAAAUCUAUUGAUCUUAAUCCGCAUCUGCGGAAUGCUUGGAAUAGCAUCGCCAGUUGCUUUAUCAAGAAAAGGGAUUUCAAUAGAGCUGAAAAAUGCUAUCAGAUUGCCCUUAAAAUGGGUAAAGAACAUAUCAUAAUUUUACGUGACCUUGCAGCCCUUGAACUGAAGAUUUCACUAUGUGAAGAUUCUGAAAAUCCAGCCCAGCACGUUGAAGAAAGCAUCAAAUAUACCAAAAGGGCGCUCCUUCAGAAUGCCAAUGAUGGAAAUUGUUUAUAUACCUUAGGAUGUGCACAUUUCAGUUACUUUGUUCUGAGUGGAGGACGGGAUCACAAUAAUCUUCAACUUGCAUUAAAGGCAUUCGAAGAAGCUAAAGAAGAUGUUGCAGUGAAGUCAAACCCACAUCUUGAAUACGACUGUAGCCUGGUUAAUAGAUAUCUGGAGAACUACAAGGAGUCCCUAAAUGGAUUUUCAGAUGCUGCAUCAAUGAAUCCUGCUAGUGAUGCUUUACAUCAAAAGGAACUGACGCUCCAGCUUCUUAACAAAUUUAAAGGAUUACUUUGGGUUAAGCGUAAUGACAAGAAUAAGGGAAAGAGUAAGGGGAAGAGUCAACGAAAGAGUAAGGGAAAGAGUACGAAAACAAGCUUGGCUGACCUGAUCCAAUCACUUCCUAAUAUUGAGGUGAAUCCUCCAUACAACAGAGCAACAAUGGAUCUCUUAACUGAAGGCCCUAACAAAUUGAUGGCAGUUGUAGCAGCAGUACGGUGCUUAGUUAAAUAUGAGUAUAAAGCUCCAGUAUACUAUAUGCUCUGUGACUCUGAUGAGAAAAGUUUUGUACUUGCAGUGUUCGGCAUACAGAAGGAAGCAAUUAAACAAGGAGAUCAGAUCACAAUAUUGGAUCCCGUUUGCAAAUUUGUUGAUUUUGUAAGGGAAGGAAAGCAUUAUCAAUUCAAGUCUGUGCGAGUCAAUCUUCUGGAACAAGUCCUUUUAAAUGGAAAUCCCCUGCCUCCUAGUUCUGCCAUUUCUAAACCAUUAUAAUAGACAAAAUACAUUUGACACAGCUGUGGGAACUUGGAAUGACAUAAACUCUACUGCCUGGUGUAUUUUUUUGACAUUUGACACACAUGACUUUGGUCAAAUCCUAUUCAGUUUGUUGUACUGUCUUUC
Solanum pennellii is the source of this 2403-nucleotide messenger RNA. RefSeq names its product tetratricopeptide repeat protein 5-like. The record is from RefSeq and is a predicted model, not a curated record. Gene Ontology annotation, molecular function: protein binding. NCBI's taxonomy places the organism in Eukaryota, Viridiplantae, Streptophyta, Magnoliopsida, Solanales, Solanaceae. The transcript has 13 exons. Bases 88 to 2274 code for a protein of 728 amino acids.